Didymosphaeria variabile is the source of this 1965-nucleotide messenger RNA. RefSeq names its product monovalent cation:H+ antiporter, CPA1 (nhx1) (gene NHX1). The transcript is spliced from 5 exons. Gene Ontology annotation, molecular function: sodium:proton antiporter activity. Lineage: Eukaryota; Fungi; Ascomycota; Dothideomycetes; Pleosporales; Didymosphaeriaceae. The record is from RefSeq and is a predicted model, not a curated record. Bases 1 to 1965 code for a protein of 654 amino acids. Gene Ontology annotation, biological process: sodium ion transport; vacuolar acidification; proton transmembrane transport. Gene Ontology annotation, cellular component: late endosome; fungal-type vacuole membrane; early endosome.
AUGGCCUCCGCAGCAGUGGGAUGGGUUGUCAACGAGCUGCUCAAGCGAGAGACGACCGACGCAGACCCCGAUGAGGCCCCCGAGGCAGGCCAGAAGGAGAUAUUCACAUCAUGGGGACUCUCCAUUCUGAUCUCCCUGCUCAUCAUCGCCCUGUUCACAAGCUACAUCCUGCAGACGCGGAAAAUACAGGCCGUACACGAGACUGUAUUAUCCAUCUUCGCUGGAAUGUUCGUCGGCCUGAUCCUGCGGUUGACAGCUGUGGCGUCGGUCCGGGAGACUGUGAGCUUCGACUACCAGAUGUUCUUCAAUCUUCUGCUGCCACCCAUCAUCUUGUCCUCUGGAUAUGAGCUGCACCAAGGCAACUUCUUCCGCCACAUUAGCACCAUCCUCACCUUUGCCUUCGCCGGUACCUUCAUAUCCGCCGUAGUACUGGGUGUCAUACUGUUUUUGUGGACAAGAAUACCAUUAGAUGGCUUUAAGAUCAACUUCGUUGAGGCCAUGUCCGUUGGCGCGACACUCUCGGCCACGGACCCCGUUACCAUCCUCGCAAUUUUCAACACGUAUAAAGUCGAGCCGAAACUGUACACCAUCAUCUUUGGCGAAUCGAUCUUGAACGAUGCCAUCGCAAUCGUCUUGUUCGAGACGGCGCAGAAGUACAAGGACGGAGCUGAGAAGCUUGGCUUCCUAAGCCUGUUCGAAGCUAUUGGUAUCUUCUUCGGUGUCUUCUUUGGAAGUUUGUUCAUCGGAGUCAUGGUGGGCAUCGCCGCCUCUCUGACCCUCAAAUUUACAUACAUCAGACGCUUCCCGAAGACGGAAAGCUGUCUCAUCAUCCUCAUAGCUUACUUGACGUACUUUUUCUCCAAUGCCAUACACAUGUCCGGCAUUGUGAGUCUGCUUUUCUGCGGGAUCUGCAUGAAACACUACGCCUACCACAACAUGUCCCGCCGCACCCAAUUGACGACGAAGUUCGUCUUCCAAACCACGGCGCAACUUUCUGAGAACUUCAUCUUCAUCUACCUCGGUAUCUCCCUAUUCAGCUAUGACGACUACAAGCCCCUCUUCAUACUCAUCACUGUCAUCGGAAUCUGUGCAGCCCGCUGGGCCGCAGUCUUCCCGCUCGCUAAAGUAGUCAACGCCGUAAGCAGGUACAGGAGCAGACGCCAUGGCGCCCCUGACACGGGAGAAGAACUCCCUUACUCGCAUCAGGUAAUGAUGUACUGGGCCGGUCUCCGCGGCGCUGUCGGCGUUGCCCUCGCCGCAGGCCUCUCCGGCCCCAAUGCAGACACUCUCCGCGCAACCGUCCUCAUCGUCGUUGUCCUCACUGUUAUCAUAUUUGGCGGCACCACAGCGCGCAUGCUCGAGAUCCUCGGCAUUCGCACUGGCGUGGUCGAAGAGAUAGACUCCGACGACGAAUUCGACAUUGAGGCCAUAAAUGGUGGGACGUACUCUAAAAAUCGGGGGCAAGGAUUUGGCCACACGCCGCGGCCGAGUCAAAACGGGUUCGCGCUUUCGAGUGUUGAUGGAGGGGAGGGCGCGUAUAGCAGUAGCAGCGGGCACACUCCGCCCAAUCGUCCUACCCUUUCGAGCAGGAGAGGCAGUAGUAAACCCCGCCACAAAGACGGCGCAGACCAGGGCCUUCUCAGCCCCGUCGACACCGGCUCCCUUUCUUCCGACGACGACAACGAUCUUGACCUGCCGCCCAGCGCGCGGAGAUCACCGAAUCGCGCGGCCUCGCCGCUUACACCGGAGGCGCCGUACCCGACGUCAGGCAGCACCAGGCCUGCGACGAGCGGCGGUGCGGACGGGAGCAGUAGAGUGGCAACGGCGACGGGCGCGGUGAAGCAGCUCAUUAGCGAUAUCAGUCAGGACCCGGCGAAUGCGUUUAAGCAGAUUGACGAUGGGUUUUUGAAGCCGCAUCUCUUGCUUGAUCCAAAGAGUGGAGGGGGUGGGCCGAGUAACGCAUGA